GCAAGGAGCCGGAGCCUCCAUGUUGGGGAAGCUGGCGGCGCAGCAGUGACCGAGCUCUGGGGACCCGGGGCCUCUAGGGCCGGAGCCUCCGAUCCUUGGCGCCAGUUUAUCAAAACUCAACUAUUGAACACAUUCCAGAUUCCUCGGAUGCUAACAUAACGUUAUAUUUCCUAAGUAAAGAUGAAGAACAAAAAAAAAUGUGUUUCAGAUAUUGAGGAUCAAAAACAUGAAGAUAUGGAAGGUGAAGAGAAUGAAGAAGGCUGUUCCUGUCUUCCUACUGUGUUAUAUGAUGAAGCUGACAGGUGCCCAAUCUGUUUAAACUGCUUUUUAGAACAGGAGGUUGGAUUUCCUGAAAACUGCAGACACUUCUUCUGCAUGACCUGUAUUCUUAAAUGGGCUGAAAUCAUGGCUUCAUGUCCAGUUGAUCGCAAACCUUUUCAAGCAGUGUAUCAGCUUGGUGCAUUGAAAUACCAUAUUAAGGUUCAGGAGAAGAUUCAACUAAGAGAUAAGGGAGAAAAAGAAAAUUAUUGCUGCAAUAAGGAAAAAUGUUAUCACAUGAAUACAAAAAUCUUAACGAGAAAGGAUACACAUGCAGACAAAGGACCAUUAAUAGAAAAACUCUGUAAAAAUUUGAAGAAUGACAGUGGUAUUUCAGAUGAAGAAAGAAAUAAGGAAACUGCACCUGUAAAGAUAAACAAGUUAUGUAUGCCCCAGAGAUCCCAUCUGCCCCUACCUAUGUACACGUCUCCUAACUGCCCAGCUGCCUUUUUAGACUCUCUGUGCAAGCCUAGAAGACAGACCUGCUCCACUGAGUGCUUGAAUAAUAAUUUCUGCAAUAGAUCUCCUUCCAUUGGAGAAUCCUUCUCUAGCUAUAGAAAUGACUGUACAGAAUCUAUAGAAAUCCAUACAGUGAUUGGACAAAAGAGACGAGAACUGGAAUUGUCGUCGUCAUCUGUGUUAGCUAGAGUUCAAAGAAAUACCUUCAUGUUUUAUGAAGCUGAAGCUGAAACUUAUCUUCUUGCUUCCAGUAUAAUGCCAAGGACUGUUUUUCCAACACAUACUACGCCUCUGGAAAAUUUUGGUAAACUUUUUUUUUAUCCUUCAGGAAAGAGAUAUGCUGUUGCAUGUACACAGGAAGGAGAGGAAAAAAAACAAGCUUCUAGCACAUCUGGCACUACUAGAGGAACAAGAAAGAAGACUGCAAAUACUACUCCUAGAAGAUCUGCGCGGAACAGAAAAACUGAGACUAUGAGUCAGUCUUGCAGCUCACCAAGAUCAAGUAAUUCUGGAUGUGAUGCCCCCAAUGACAAUAACUCAACUAUAAAUGUUACUUCCUCUGCAGAACCAGAAAAAUCGCUUCCAAAACGAAAAUCUAAAAGAGGAGUUAAACAGCAGGUACCUUUGGUUAAAAAGAAACUUAGAAGUUCUUUGCGUUCUGAAAAAUCAUCCAGUGAUUCAGUGGAAGAUGAUGAAACUGCUGAGUCUGAUACACCUCCUAUAUUUACGAAAGACCACCCAUCAGAUAUUGAAAGUAGUAACUGCUGUCUUAUGCACACAAAUAAUGCAGAAACAGAGUCUGCUAAUGGCUUGGAAAGCCUUAGUGAACAUGUAGAGAGGGAGGAGCUUACUAGCGAAUGUGACAAAGAACAGGAUACCCUAGAAAAUUCAGACUCAGGUUCCUGUAUUCAAGAACCUCCUGUGUUAAACUUAGAGAUUCAGGAAUGUGAAAUAAAAGAUGUUAAUGAAAAUGCUACAGAUUUUGAGAAUAAGGGUGUCUGUGAAAAUGUUCUAGAACAAGUAGAACAACCAGUGAAUAGUAUCACAGAUGAAUUACUUGAGAAUUCAAAAACAUCUAUAAAAGUAGAUCAAGCAUUAGUGAGUGUCCAAAAUGAAAUGCCUGAGCAUCUAGAAUCUGUGGCAAAAGUAGAUCAGUUUUUAGGUAGCCCCAGAAGCUAUUUGACUGAGCAUCCAGAAUCCAUAGAAACUAACGAUUCUGAGGACAAAGAAAAGUCAGCAAAUUGUAAUAGUGUAAAUACUGAGGACAUACAAACUGUGCAAGAUACUGAUACAGUUGUAUUAACAAGUAAUAUUUCUCUAGACAUUAAUAAAUUGGACCAGUCUUUAGAUGAGGAGCCCAUACCGGUAUGUGAGGACAGAACUUCAGAGUUACUCGAGGUGAAUGUUGAACAAUCUAAGAAACAUUUUAAUGAGGAUAACAGUGAAAUUAUAUCGAAGGAUUGUGGCCCGUUUUGCAGCGACCAGAUUGAAUCUCAUGUUGAACAGCCACCACUGAUUGUUGGCAUAAAACAAGAGGAGGCAAGCUCAUUGCAGCAAGAUUCUGAAUACUGUGUAUCUCACUCAGGUCUUUCUGACAAAAAAGAUGAAGAUGCUCAAGAAACAGAAUGCUCAACAGAAUUUAAAAGAGAUAAGAAGACUCGAACUAGAAAGUCUAGAUUUCACUCUCCAUCAACAACUUGGUCUCCUUCCAUGAGGGAGGGUAGGAAAUCUCAGUCACCGUCUCCCAAAAGGGAUAUUGUGAGAGAGGGCAGGAUGUCUCGGUCACGUGAAAGGGAGACUAUCAGGGAGGGCAGGAGAUCUCCUUCUCGGUCUCCAAAAAAAGAGACUGUCAGAGGAGGCAGGAAAACACCAUCUCGGUCUCCUAAAAGGGAGACUGACCGGGAAGGUAAAAGUUCUCCUCCUUGGUCAAGAGUUAAAGAUUUCUCUCCAAGACAAAAAUCUAGGUCUCAAAGCAAAGACAGAGAUACUGAUAGAGAUGGACAAAGGAGAGAUCAUGAUAGGGAGAGAAGAAAUAGGAGGUGGUCAAGAUCUCGGUCGCGAUCUAGAUCAAGAUCCAGAUCAAGAACAAGAAAUAAAGGUUCUUCAUUCAUUAGGAAUGAGCGAGAUGGCCACUCUCCUCGUUGGAAAGAGAGGUGGACAAAUGACAGCUGGAGAAGUCCCAGAGGAAAUGAUAGAUACAAAAGAAGUGAACAGGAGAAACAGAAUGAAAAUAUGCAAAAAGAAAAAGACAAUACAGAUGAAAGUAUUGAUGAACCAUCAUCUUCUGAAAAGCAUAAGAAUGAUUGUCCAGACUGGGUAAUGGAAAGGAUAAAUUCUGUUCCGGAAAAUAGGAGCAGAGAAAGAGACAAAUUUAAAGAUUCACAAUGGGAAGAAAAUAGAUACGAUAAUUCAGGGCAUUCUUGGAAUAAAACCUUUGGUUCAGGUUGGAUUUCAAAUCGUGGCAGAGGUGGCCGUAACAGAGGUGGCCGUGGCAGAGGCGGUUUUAUGUAUGGAGACCAGAAUGAAAACCACUGGCAAAAUAGAAAACCUCUCUCAGGAAACUCAAAUGCUUCUGGGAAUGAAACUGCAAGGUUCCCAGAACAUCAACCCUACAGGCGUAAGAAUGAACAAGAUUUUUCUUUUGAUACGCCUGCUGAUAGGUCUGGGUGGACAUCUGCAUCUAGUUGGGCUGUAAGAAGGACAUUACCUGCAGAUGUACAGAACUAUUAUUCACGAAGAGGAAGAAAUUCCUCAAGUCCUCAGUCUGGAUGGAUGAGGCAAGAAGAUGAGACAUCUGAACAAGAUCCAAACCUCAAAGACCAAACAAACCAACAAGGUGAUGGCUCUCAGCUACCAAUAAAUGUGAUGCAGCAACAAAUGAAUGUAAUACCACAAGUGAACGCCCAACACCAGCCUAUGAAUAUUUUCCCAUAUCCAAUGGGUGUUCAUGCUCCUAUGAUGAACAUCCAACACAAUCCAUUUAACAUUCAUCCUCCGCUGCCCUUGCAUCUCCAUACAGGAGUACCUCUCAUACAGGUAGCUGCUCCUACCAAUGUGUCUCAGGGAUUACCACCACCUCCACCGCCUCCCCCACCAUCUCAGCAAAUCAGCUACAUUUCUUCACAACCAGAUGGAAAACAGUUGCAGGGUAUUCCUAGUGCUCCUCAUGUAAGUAGUAACUUGAGUGCACCACUCUUGCCUGCUCCAACAGCCGCCCUGGGAAAUGUGGGAACAGUUCAAGGACCAAGUUCUGGUAAUCCAACAUCAAGUCACAUCAAACCCUCUAAUGCUGCUGUAAAAUUGGCAGAUGACAAAGUAAGUGUAACGGUGGAAGCCAGCGCAGAUAGCUCGAAGAAAGACCAGAAAUUGUUAAUUCAAGAAAAAGCAGCACAUGAGGUAAAACUGGCUAUCAAACCUUUUUACCAGAAUAAAGAUAUUACUAAGGAAGAAUAUAAAGAAAUUGUGCGGAAAGCAGUAGACAAAGUUUGUCAUAGCAAGAGUGGAGAAGUCAAUUCUGAAAAAGUGGCAAAUCUAGUGAAAGCAUAUGUAGAUAAAUACAAACAUUCACGGAAGAAAAAUCCAGAGGAUGCAGUCUCUGCUGAAAGAAAAAAAGAGUAAAAUGAAAAAGAACUGAGAAAAUGAUCAAGAUAAAUCUGCAAAGUGCAAUUUCUACAUGAACCAUUAACUGAAAAUUAUACAUGAUUAAUUGGAAUCUGGUUUUGAUAAAAAUUAUUUUUCAAUGUAGUAUAUGUUUUGUUCUAAAUAAAUAUAGAUCUAACUGCAACUUCUUUACCCUUUUCCAGUAAAGAGGCUUAAAAGAAAGUAAAAGGUGUAAAGGAGAGUGCAUUUUUAUUAGGAAUGUACGAUUGUGUGGAUACUAGCAGAUGUACAGCAUUUUGACUUGAAUAAUGAAGUGCAUAAAAUUAGAAACUUCUAAUUACAUUGGUUUUGGAACAGGUAUGUACAGUACAUGUAAUCAGUCAGGUUAAAAAUAUGAAAGUAAGAUUUUUCUCUUUGAUUUUCCCCUAAUUAUAAUAAUGUAUUCCCCUGACAUAUUUCUAGUGUUAACUGGACAGAUGGCUUGCAGGGGUCUGUGUGUGUAUAUAAAAAAGCACAUGGCUGUCUGAACAGAAGAGCUGUUUAGAUUUAAAAAAAAAUCAUACAGUAAGAUUCAGUGUCCAAUAUCAUGGGCGCUGUACAUCUAUUGUAACACCAAAUAAAGGUUAUGCUGCUUGU
Pelodiscus sinensis (Chinese soft-shelled turtle) is the source of this 5013-nucleotide messenger RNA. The record is from RefSeq and is a predicted model, not a curated record. NCBI's taxonomy places the organism in Eukaryota, Metazoa, Chordata, Testudines, Trionychidae.